UUUUGUGCGUAAAUUCUCUCUCAGCAUCCUGGGGAAUCGGCUAUCGUGGGCUUCGUGCGAUCGAUCAGCGGAUCGAUCGAGCAUUCGUAUACGUGUAGUUGAGUGGAAUAAAUCGUAUGAUUAUAACGUUGUAAAGACAUUCUACGUUCUAGUGUUUUUUUAUCCCUUUUUGCGACUUCGUGAAAGAACAUUUGGUGACCCCGACGUGAUACGUUCUACGUGAAAAAGGUUAAAUAAUAGUGAGUUGUGCUACGUGCUAGUGAAAAGAAGGCAAUAUGCCGACGGAGGAUCAAACAGCAGACGAAAACCAGCGGAUCAAGCUGGAAGCGACUCGCCAACUGACAGGCCUAGAAAGUGCGCUGCAAAACAUUUUAUCGCAAGCGCGCGAAGGUAGAUUGAGCCAGCAAAUGGCUAAGAGUAAGGAUGAGAUCGCAGCGUUAUUGUGGAGCGAAGGCAAUAAAGCGCUGUUGCAGCUGGAAGCAAUAUCGGGUCCGCAACCGCGACGCGAUACGUUCGUUGAGGCCUACGCGCAAGUGAAAACCGAACUGAGGAAAGUGUAUGCGGUGGAAGUGCCGCCUACUCCGCAGUUAGAUGUAACACUUGCAUCAACCCCUUCCCGCUCCGAUCACCUCCCGCGCAUCGAACUUCCGAAGUUUAACGGUGAUCCUUCGGAAUGGCCAGCGUUCGCGGGACGGUUCGAAAAGCGGAUUGUCGGUUUGACAGGUGAUGCGGAGCGGUACGCGUUCCUUAUAAAGUGUUUCGAUCGGUGCGAUAUUGCGCGGAACAGUUGCGAAGCCUUCGAAAACGCUGGUAUGCCCUUCGAAAGGGCAUGGAGUAAGUUGGAGGAAAGGUUCUACAAGAAACGGGUAGCUUUCCUCAGCCACUUUAACUAUCUCAGAGACCUUCCAAAAAUGACUGUGGCGUCUUCCAACGGGCUUAUGCGGAUAAUAGAUGUGGUCGAAACAUCAACCUCCGCAGCGAAGCAAAUUGCAGGCGCAAGCGGACAACGGCCUAGCGUGGUGGAGGAUGGAAUGCUAGUGAGCCUGGUUAUGUCCAAGCUAGACGAUGAAACCAUAACCAGAAUAUCCCGUAGGCUGGACGUCCACACCAUUCCGACGUGGAAGGAACUGCGCGACGAGCUCGAUAGGUUGUCGAGUUCGCUAUACUAUGAGCCGCGGAAAAGCGCCGCGUCCCGUCCUGACCGCGCUUCUACUAGUAGCAAGCGCCCAAUACGUGCGGCAUUCGUAGCCACGGUGGAUACGGCCACUUACUGCUGUCCAUGCCAAUCCUGGCUCCGUCGAAGCGCUCACUCCAGCACACUUUUUGAUCGCGCGGGCCUCAUUCUCUAUUCCUGCUACCAUCCAAAACGAUGAUACGGACGGUGUCAAGACGAGAUGGAAGCGCGUGCAAAAAUUGUCCCAGCAAUUUUGGUCUCGCUGGCAAGCCGAUUACCUGUCCCAGCUACGAUGCCACGCCAAAUGGACAAAACGAACUUCGAACGUGCAAGUUGGGCAGGUUGUACUGGUUGGAGACGACAACCUUCCGGUCGGUCGAUGGCCCAUGGGGAUAGUUACGAGAACUUAUGUGGGACCUGACGAUAUGGUACGCGUUGCUGACAU
This is a messenger RNA of Anopheles arabiensis, 1619 nucleotides long. RefSeq lists its product as uncharacterized. The coding region runs from base 276 to 1373 and encodes 365 amino acids. NCBI's taxonomy places the organism in Eukaryota, Metazoa, Arthropoda, Insecta, Diptera, Culicidae. The transcript has 2 exons. The record is from RefSeq and is a predicted model, not a curated record.